Messenger RNA from Scophthalmus maximus (turbot), 1355 nucleotides. RefSeq names its product SWI5-dependent homologous recombination repair protein 1 (gene sfr1). NCBI's taxonomy places the organism in Eukaryota, Metazoa, Chordata, Actinopteri, Pleuronectiformes, Scophthalmidae. The record is from RefSeq and is a predicted model, not a curated record. Gene Ontology annotation, cellular component: Swi5-Sfr1 complex. The coding region runs from base 500 to 1144 and encodes 214 amino acids. The transcript is spliced from 4 exons. Gene Ontology annotation, biological process: positive regulation of DNA-templated transcription; double-strand break repair via homologous recombination.
CAAGUCCAACCUAAGCAGCUUCAUUCUCUUGAGAUCCUUUAUAAUGUAUUCCUGAGAUAUUAUCAUCAUUUCGCCCAGUUGUGUUGUAAUUAGCACAUUAUUUGUAUCUGUAGUGCAACUACGUUUUGUAAUAAGUUUUUGUACCUUUGCUUCAACUAAAUCAUGGAGUAGAAGACGAUGGAGCCUGGUGGGAGGGAUUUGUGUUACAGGUAUGUGGAAUAACUUGAAUAUAUUGAGUUUAAACGUUGAUCUUUUGCGCCGUAGCCUAUUUAGCUUUGAAAACUACAGCUCCCAGAAUUCUGUUCGGCGACGCGUCAUUGAAUUCUGUCCAAUCGCUGACUUCGGAGGUCAAAAAUACGGAAAAACAGAAAAAAUCUGCCAUCGCCUUCACAGGUAGAUCAUUUCAAGAGUUUUUUACGUGACUAACGUGGCAAAUAGCGGAGAGAGUUCCCGUCCCGGCUGUGGACGCUGUGGCCUGCACGAGCCGAAGGUCUCGUCGAUGGAGCUCACCCCUAAAGCAGCUAAAGUCAAAUCAGUGUGUUCUUCACCGGGUGACUCCGCGGAGUCGAGUCCCUGUGGAAGCAACGAGGAGAAGCCUCACCAAAAGCUGAGCUCCUCGCUGAGGGAGAGGCUGAAGAGAUCGCGGCGCUCCUUCACCUCGCCCUUCUCCGUGGCCAAGCGGCUUUGUGUCGAUGACUCCUCAGAGGACGGCGGCCGACAAGUUCCUGCAGAUUCCCGGGAGACCGCUAAUAGUCCUCCGCCCAUCGUGCACAGCGUUGGUGUACACAGAAAUGUUGUGAGAUCAGGGAGUGAAAGGCUUUCUGGACCCGUUCCCGAACCAACACAUCUUCCCUCCAAAGACUUCGCACAACAACGAGACCAACUCAGGAAGGAGAUUAAAGACAAGACGGAGACGCUGCGCAGACUCAAGAUGGUUAAAAUGUACAGAAGCAAGAAUGAUUUAACACAGCUUCAAACCUUGGUUGACAAGUGGCGGAGUUGUGCUCAGGCUGCGCUGUGUGAGCUCCAGUCAGACGUCCAGAUAGAGGGACAGAAGGCCAGCCUGCCUGAGCUCAUCGACCUCUUUGGUCUGGAUGAUGGCAUUCUGCACUUUGACCGCACAGGGGAGGACUUCAUUCCCUAAUAAUAUUCUCUCAAGCAAACACAAAAGUUGUAUCCGAUGUGUACAAAAAGACUUAGGCGGAACAAUCACCUUUCAAAUAUCCAGAGCUAGUUAAUUUUAUUUGUUGCUGCUAUUUUUUUUCAUUCACAGUUUGAGUUGUAAAUGUCAUUGUAAAUCUCACUUUACUUGUGGAGAGAAGUGUAAAUAAAACCCCGUUAUGUGUUGGAAGAGA